AGGAUCGAUACGGUGCAUUAGCACUGGCUGAGGCUGCAGCCCUCGCACACCGGUGCCGGGCUGAGCCUGGGGAGCUGCAGAGCGACCAAAGCAGCUCGCGCUACCCUCACUUGACAGCACUGCAAGGGUAAAAGGAGAGAUGCCACGCAGGAGCCUCAUGCCGGGGGCUGCUCUCCCAGCCCCCUGCCCCAAGGAGAUGGUUCAAGGUUGGCCCCCCAGGCAAGCGGGUGCCCCCACAAGGCAGGAGGGAUCUCUCCUUGGCUUCAAGCAUCAGUGGGGGCAGCCAGGACAGAUGAAGGGCACCUUAAUGAGCAUCUCCACCAGGCAGCAGUGCCGUGGCCUGCUCACGGCCCUUGGCAAUGGGCAGAGCGGGCUCUGUGGCCGGCCCUCGGGCAAGCACAGCCGCCCGGCCGCAGGAGGCGAGAAGCCCGGCGGCGCCUGGGCUGGGGCGCAGGGGGUUAACAGCCCCUUGCUGUGCCGCAGCCGCCGCCGCCAAAUGAGCUUUUUGCUGCCCUAAUGGAACCCAAUUCCUCAGCCCAGCUUUCCGCUUCCCACUAACGCGCCCGGGCUCUGGGCAAUGACAUUCCUGCGCGUCCUUCACCCUGUGGCCACCCCCUCCCUGCCAGCACCCCGUCUGCCGUGGGGGGACCCCAGUGGGCUCAGCUGGCCCCACUCACCCCACGGCUGAGAGAGGAGGGGGGGGGGGAAGUCCCUGCCAGCUCAAGCAGGGGAUGCUGAGGGUGAGAGCAGCGGGAAGGUGCGUGACCGGGUGUUGAGCAGUGAAAGGGGAGGGGGUGGGGUGUCUUUUGAGGGAGGACGAGGGGGGUGGGGCAUGAUGGCCACCCUCCCCGCUCCCGGCGUGGGUGCAGGAGUGCCCAUGAAGGGGUCCCAGAGGUGCCGAUGGGGCGGGUUUAUUCCCGCACCCUCCGGAGGCUGGGCAGUGGCAGAGCUGCCGGCUGAGGUGGCCGUUCUGCAGCGAGGGGGGACGGCGGCUGCGCACCGGUAAGGCCGGAGGGUCGGCGAAGUGCCCCCCCCCCCCAACUCCCCGGGGUGGACAAGCGACCGCGAGGGGCCGGUGCCGGUUGCGCCUUGCCCUGCCCACUCGCAGGACGGUUAGGGUGGGCCACGGCCACGGUCACAGCCACGGUCACGGCCACCACUCCCCGCGCCGCGACCAAUGGGAUCCCGCCCGGCCCACACGCCGCGCUCCGCCAGCGCGUAAAUAGGGGCAGGAGCGGGACGGCGAGCCCGCAGCGAGCCCGGCUCCCCGGGAGAUGCCGGCCGGGAGGGAACCGGGCACCGGCCGGGGUUCACCGGGGGCCGGGGCAUGUGGGGCUGUGCCGCGGCAGCGCUGAGCCCGGAGAAACUUCACGCUCCAGGGACUCGCGGCUGCGAGAGGCAACGAGGCGUUUGCCGAGCCCGAAACGCAGCCCCGGGAACGCUGGAGCGCCUCAGCCCCCCGAUGCCAGACACCGGCUCCCCCCCACGGGUGCUGGGCAGCCCACGCCUGGCCGGAGCGCAGGCUUUCCACAAUGCCUCCUACCUGCGGCACCUCGACAUGUCCUCCAACCACCUGCACGCCGUCGAGACGCACUACUUCGACGCGCUGGUGAGCUUGGAGGAGCUGCUGCUCUACAACAACCGCAUUACGCGAGUGGAUGAAAACGCCUUUGCCAAGCUGAGCGGCCUGCGGAAAGUCUACCUGAGCUGGAACAACCUGACCACCUUCCCCUUCCACUCGGUGCAGGGGCUGGGAAACUACAGCCUCCGCACGCUGGACCUCUCCUCCAACAGCCUGAGCAGCAUCCCUGUGGACGAGCUGGCGGUUCUGCCCGAAAACAUCGGGAACGGCUUGUACCUGCACAACAACCCCAUCAGGUGCAGCUGCCCUCUCUACCUGAUGCUCCAGCGCUGGAAGCAGCGAGGUUUCAGCUCUGUGAAGGAUUUCUUCGAGGAACACACCUGCAAGGUGUCCGACAGCGUGCCCCGGUCCCUGAUCAAGUUCCUCAAGUACAGCCACAUGUUUGAGAACUGCUCGGCAGGCCCCGAAGAUGUGCACCCCGUGCCCUUCCCCGCGAUGGUGGGCCAGGCCCUCCUGCUCGCCUGCAACACCAGCCUGCCGGCCGUGGCCACCACCUACAUGUGGAUCUCCCCUCACCACGAGCCCAUCAAACACCCGGGGAACAGCAACCGCUCCUUGGAGGUCUACCGCAACGGCAGCCUGAAGAUCGCAGUGGCCAAGCCCUGGCACUCGGGGGUCUACGUGGGCUUGGCCAUCAACAGCCCCCACAACUUCAGCAGGUUGUGCGAGGUCAACGUGACGGUCCACUACCCCAAGCCGGACGGGGAGACCUUCAGCACCGGCCUCACGACCCUGCUGGGGUGCAUCGUGAGCCUGCUGCUCGUGCUCAUGUACUUGUACCUCACGCCCUGCCGCUGCCUGAGCUGCUGCAAGAGGCCGGCUCCUCUCAGCCCUCCGCAGGAGUGCAGCGCCCAGUCCUCCAUCCUCAGCGCCACUCCCCCCGCCACCGACGGGCCAAACCGCAAGGCCAGUGCCAACAAGCACGUGGUCUUCCUCGAGCCCGUCAGGGAGACGCAGAACGGCAAGAUCCGCCUGGCCCUCGGCGAGGACUUCCCCGACCCCAAGCACCCCAAGGUCCUGCAGCUCAAGUCGGACUCGGAGUCCAUCAGCUCCGUCUUUUCGGACACCCCCAUUGUGUCCUAACGGGGUAGAGCUGGGAGCAGAGCCAGGGCCUGCCAAGAGCUCUUCUCCUCCACCGUUGCUAGAAGCAGGAUUAUCGGGCACCUCGAAUUCCUGGCUUGA
Molecule: messenger RNA, 2824 nt
Organism: Tyto alba (common barn owl)
Lineage: Eukaryota; Metazoa; Chordata; Aves; Strigiformes; Tytonidae
Gene: AMIGO3
Product: adhesion molecule with Ig like domain 3
Exons: 2
Coding region: 1328-2725 (465 amino acids)
Biological process (GO): brain development
Molecular function (GO): protein binding
Source: RefSeq, a predicted model, not a curated record